Messenger RNA from Naumovozyma castellii, 984 nucleotides. RefSeq names its product ribosome biosynthesis protein KRR1 (gene KRR1). The record is from RefSeq and is a predicted model, not a curated record. NCBI's taxonomy places the organism in Eukaryota, Fungi, Ascomycota, Saccharomycetes, Saccharomycetales, Saccharomycetaceae. The transcript has a single exon. The coding region runs from base 1 to 984 and encodes 327 amino acids.
AUGGUUUCUACACAUAAUAGAGAUAAACCUUGGGAUACUCCAGACGUGGAUAAAUGGCAUAUUGAGGAGUUUAAACCUGAAGAUAAUGCAUCAGGUUUGCCAUUUGCAGAAGAAUCUAGUUUUAUGACUUUAUUCCCCAAAUACAGAGAAACAUAUUUGAAAUCUGUAUGGAAUGAUGUCACCAGAGCAUUAAAUAAACACAACUUGGGAUGUGUGCUGGAUUUAGUGGAAGGUUCCAUGACGGUAAAGACUACAAGAAAAACUUUUGAUCCAGCUAUCAUCUUAAAGGCUCGUGAUUUAAUUAAAUUAUUGGCAAGAUCUGUUCCAUUUCCUCAAGCUGUGAAGAUUCUACAGGAUGAUAUGGCUUGUGAUGUUAUUAAGAUAGGGAACUUUGUGACCAAUAAAGAAAGAUUCGUAAAGAGAAGACAACGUCUGGUCGGACCCAAUGGUAAUACGUUGAAGGCAUUGGAGUUAUUGACAAAGUGUUAUAUAUUAGUACAAGGUAACACUGUGAGUGUAAUGGGACCAUUUCAAGGUUUGAAGGAAGUGCGCCGUGUUGUUGAAGAUUGUAUGAAGAAUGUGCAUCCAAUUUAUCACAUAAAAGAAUUAAUGAUUAAGAGAGAGUUAGCAAAGAAGCCAGAAUUAGCCAAUGAAGAUUGGUCAAGAUUUUUGCCUAUGUUUAAGAAGAGAAAUGUUGCCAGAAAGAAGCCAAAGAAGGUUAGAAAGGAAAAGAAAAUAUAUACUCCAUUCCCACCUGCUCAGUUACCUAGAAAGGUUGAUUUGGAAAUUGAGAGUGGUGAAUAUUUCUUGAGUAAGAGAGAGAAGGAGAUGAAGAAGCUGCAUGAACGUAGAGAACAACAGGCUGAGAAACAAGCUGAAAAGGAAGUCGAAAGAAAUAAGAACUAUAUUGCCCCUGAAGAGGAAACCUACAAGAGCUCUUUGAAGAAGGAGCAUAAAAAGAGAAAAUCUGAAUCUGAGGAAUAA